Helianthus annuus (common sunflower) is the source of this 3089-nucleotide messenger RNA. Its product is annotated as cation/H(+) antiporter 18. Bases 483 to 2894 code for a protein of 803 amino acids. Gene Ontology annotation, biological process: proton transmembrane transport; regulation of pH. Gene Ontology annotation, cellular component: endomembrane system; membrane. Lineage: Eukaryota; Viridiplantae; Streptophyta; Magnoliopsida; Asterales; Asteraceae. The transcript is spliced from 4 exons. Gene Ontology annotation, molecular function: antiporter activity. The record is from RefSeq and is a predicted model, not a curated record.
ACUUUCUCGGGAUUCAACCUCAUAUCACUUGAGCCAAAUUUCUUUACAUAUUCCUUGAAAUUAAUUCAAUUCAAUCCCACCACCAUUGCCAUCGCUCUCUUAAACCCAUCUCCAUCCUCCUUGAUGAUUAAUAAUAUACAAUCAAUUCAUCACACCAAAUGAUUACAUUCUCCAAUUGACCGAUAUGAUGGGGUCAAAUCCCUACAACAAAUUCUUCAUUUUCUCCCAAUUUUAGGUAUCUCUUUCUUCAUCUAUACGUGUUUCUGCGUUUCCAAUGCUUCAUGCAUGCAUCCAUCACCACAACAUGAUGCUACAAACGAUUCUUCGUGAAUUCGCAUUGUGAUUUAAGAUUUAAGGAGUUUUGAGGUCAUGGUGUGGAAUGAUUAAAUGGUUGAGUGUUUUGAAAUCCGAUAAACCGUUUCUUGAUGCAGGGAGGUGUGAUCAAGAUUUGCAAUUCCUAUUAGGGGUUGUUUUGGUGCAGAAUGGCCUCAACACCUGAUUGUGCACCUCUUAUGAAGGCUACAUCCCAUGGGGUUUUCCAAGGAGAUAGUCCUCUUCAUUAUGCACUCCCUCUUGUAAUUUUACAAAUGUGCCUUGUGCUCAUACUCACUCGAGUCCUCGCUUACCUUUUAAAGCCGUUAAGGCAACCUCGAGUAGUUGCAGAGAUCGUAGGUGGAGUUUUGCUUGGGCCUUCGGCUUUGGGCCGAAACAAAGCAUAUCUUCAUACGGUUUUUCCUCCAAGAAGUCUUACAGUGUUAGACACACUAGCUAACAUCGGGCUUCUGUUUUUCCUUUUUCUCGUUGGGCUCGAGCUUGACUUGAACUCCCUUCGCCGGACGGGUAAGAAAGCGCUGUCUAUAGCCAUGGCAGGAAUCAGCCUCCCGUUCAUCUUAGGCAUCGGUGUUUCAUUUAUACUUAUUGGGACAAUCUCUGGAGGUGUGGACGAAGGCCCAUUUAUUGUUUUCAUGGGUGUCGCCAUGUCGAUUACAGCUUUCCCAGUACUCGCGCGUAUUUUAGCCGAACUCAAGCUCUUGACUACGGAUGUAGGGAAAAUGGCGAUGUCAGCAGCCGCGGUAAACGACGUGGUGGCUUGGAUUUUACUUGCACUAGCUGUUGCUUUGUCGGGUACAGGUCGUUCGCCACUUGUUGCACUAUGGGUUUUCUUGUGUGCCUCGGGUUUUGUUCUUUUGUGCUCGUUUUUGGUCCCACGUGUAUUCAAUUGGAUGUCCCAACGGUGCCCGAAUGGUGAGCCGGUUGACGAGUUGUACGUUUGUGUGACUCUAGGUGGGGUUUUGGCUGCAAGUUUUGUGACGGAUACUAUUGGGAUUCAUGCACUUUUUGGGGCAUUUGUUGUUGGAGUUUUGAUCCCGAAAGAAGGUCCUUUUGGUGGGGCGUUAGUGGAAAAAGUUGAGGAUCUCGUCUCGGGUUUAUUUCUACCGCUUUACUUUGUCUCAAGUGGUUUGAAGACGAAUGUAGCAUCGAUCAAAGGGGCUCGGUCGUGGGGGCUGUUACUUUUAGUCAUUUUUACAGCUUGUUUUGGGAAGAUUGCCGGCUCGGUUGGGGUUUGUCUUAUGUGGAAAAUGCCGUUCAUGGAAGCUCUUGCAAUCGGGCUUUUGAUGAACACCAAGGGCUUGGUUGAAAUCAUUGUCCUAAACAUCGGGAAAGACCGAGGGGUUCUGAACGAUGAAACAUUUGCUAUACUGGUGUUAAUGGCGCUAUUGACGACAUUUAUCACAACUCCUCUAGUUGUUGCAGUAUACAAACCCGCUAAAACGCCAUCAAACUCCGAAUACAAACACCGAACUCUUGACGGGAGAGGCUCUUCCACAAGCCCGUUCCGUAUGUUGUUCUGUUUCCACAGUGUAAGAAACAUACCAACCAUGAUCAAUCUAAUUGAGGUUUUACGCGGGACUGGAAAACGAGAAGUACUUUUGGUUCAUGCAAUGCACCUAAUGGAGCUUUCGGAGAGGUCUUCGGCUAUACUAAUGGUUCACAAAGCAAGGAAAAACGGGCUCCCGUUUUGGAAGAAGGAUACCAAUUCGGGUUCUGACCAGAUCGUGGUGGCGUUUGAGGCUUUUCAGCAGCUGAGUAGGGUCGCCAUCUGGCCAACGACUGCCAUAUCUGCUGUUUCAAGCAUGCAUGAAGAUAUAUGUAGUGGCGCAGAGAGCAACCGGGCUGCCAUGAUUAUACUCCCGUUUCAUAAGCACCUUAGACUCGAUGGCCAACUCGAAACCACACGAGCUGAGUACAGACACGUGAACAAAAAGGUCUUGGAGUACGCCCCGUGUUCAGUCGGGAUCUUAGUCGACCGCGGUUUUGGUGGGACCUCUCAUAUCGCGGCGAGCAAUGUCAACUCCCUAGUAACGGUCUUAUUCUUCGGCGGCCAAGAUGACCACGAGGCAUUAGCCUAUGGGGCCCGGAUGGCUGAGCAUCCCGGUAUCAACCUUAUUGUAGCCCGGUUCCUUCUCAACCCUAGUGCAACCGCCACCUCUGGAUCCAUCACCAUCGACAUCAAAGAAUCCAACACCAUCGAAACUCAAACUUCGGACAACGAUGUAAUUGAAGAAUUUAAGAAAAAGUUUUUGUUGAAGUACAACACGGUGAAGUACGAGGAGAGAGUGGUAGCGGACGCCUCUGAGACAGAGGCGAUGAUUCGGGAAUAUGGUAGGAGUAACCUGUUUCUAGUGGGGAGGAUGCCAGAAGGUGUGGUUGUGGAGUUUCUGAAGAAGAAUAGCGAGUGCCCCGAAAUGGGACCCGUCGGGAACCUUUUGAUUUCACCAAGUUUCACAACUGCAGCAUCUGUGUUGGUGGUGCAGCAGUAUCAUACACAAUUGUCUUUGCAUUCAUUGGCUUCUUUAAGGGAAGAUGGUACAACUGAUUGGGUGGAUAGUUGAUGAUUGAGGAUUCUAAUUUUCUAAUUAAUCUCAUAACAUCGGACACCCUUUUCAGUUUGAUGUUAAAAGAUGUAUAGGAUUUCUAUGUGUAUAAAAUAGAAAAAGGUAACGAUCAUUGGGAUACAAAAUGUAGAAAACAUAUAAAAGAGUGACACGAGUAACUAAAGGGGGUUUUGAACUCCGAAACUUUAACAA